AGUGUUCUGAAACUCAGUGUUCCGUAAACUCAGUGUUCUGUAACCUCAGUGUUCUGUAACAUCAGUGUUCUGAAACUCAGUGUUCUGUAAACUCAGUGUUCUGUAACCUCACUUCGGUCUUCUUGUAAACGGUGUGAUAUUUUCCAGCAAUCCUUGAUCAUUUUUUGAAGAAAAUGGAGUCAGAAAAUCGGACACUGAGCGGAAGUGGGGCAGAACAGGGCAGCCAGCAGCACACAGGGGGGGCAAACGUGGUUCAAGAGACCAAAGACACCAAGACAAUGAAUGAAGAACCUUCAUUUGCACCGCUGAGACGCUACUUUACUGUUGUAAUUGGAAAAACACCAGGAAUUCAUCAUCAUACCAUACAGAAGAAGCUUCAUGAAGAAUUACAUGAUCUGCAGGAGGUGGAAACAAUAGAGGACUGUAAUUUUCUUUUGGUUUUCUGCACUGGACCUACCAUCGAAACAGCACGUAAAAUGCUCCCCUACCCACCAGACACCAAACCUGCCGUAAUCGUGGUGUUAAAACCUGAUUCAGAGCCUUCGGUAUCAGACAGCAGCGAAGUUAUGGAUAGAAAGAAUACAAUCACAGUUAAGUGGCUGUUUCAGAAGGAUCAGUCCCUUGACAAUACUGAAGCACUUACCAGAGUUCUAAACUGGCUUAUGGAAAAACUUUUUCCAGAGGGUUCGGCUGAUAGUGUGAAGUGUGAUUCUUCCUCACAGGUUGAUGCCAAAAAACAAAAAUCAAUUCCACAAAGUGGGGCAGCACAAGGCAGCCAGCAGCAGACAAAGGGGGCAAACGUGCCCGAAGCCACCGAGACAAUGGAUGAAGAACCUUCAUUUGCACCGCUGAGGCGCUACUUUACUGUUGUAAUUGGAAAAACACCAGGAAUUCAUCAUCAUACCAUACAGAAGAAGCUUCAUGAAGAAUUACAUGAUCUGCAGGAGGUGGAAACAAUAGAGGACUGUAAUUUUCUUUUGGUUUUCUGCACUGGACCUACCAUCGAAACAGCACGUAAAAUGCUCCCCUACCCACCAGACACCAAACCUGCAGUAAUCGUGGUGUUAAAACCUGAUUCAGAGCCUUCUGUAUCAGACAGCAGCGAAGUUAUGGAUAGAAAGAAUACAAUCACAGUUAAGUGGCUGUUUCAGAAGGAUCAGUCCCUUGACAAUACUGAAGCACUUACCAGAGUUCUAAACUGGCUUAUGGAAAAACGUUUUCCAGAGGGUUUGGCUGAUAGUGUGAAGUGUGAUUCUUCCUCACAGGUUGAUGCCAAAAAACAAAAAUCAAUUCCACGGACUGACACCACCAACACCCAAAUCACCAACACCCAAACCACCAACACCCAAAUCACCAACACCCAAAUCACCAACACUCAAACCGCUGAAAUCAAGACCAGUCAUAUAAUUAAAUUUUUCACCUGCCUCUCUGGAAACACUCUGAACACUCACAUGGAUUUUCUGAGAAGGCUUCAUAAUCGAAUACUAGGACUGACAGAGGUGGACACUGUGGAUAAAAGUGACGUUAUUCUGGUUUUCUGCCCCAUCGUUUCACGAGCUGGAACUGACAUCAGUGCAGCGAUGGGACGCCUCACUAGUUUAUCUGACACCAAACCUGCAGUAAUCGUGGUGUUAAAACCUGAUUCAGAGCAUUCUGUAUCAGGCAGCCGCAAAGUUAAGGAUAGAAAGAAUACAAUCACAGUUGAGUGUGUGUUUCAGAAGGAUCUGGGACUCCUGGAGUCCCCUUACAAUGAUCAAGCACUUACCAGAGUUCUAAACUGGCUUAUGGGAGAACGUUCACCAGAGGGUUCGGCUGAUAGUGCUAAAUCUCGGGUUGAUGCCAAAAUACCAAAACCAAUUCCACCUGUAAUCAGGACCAGUCGUAAAAUCAAAUUUUUCACCUGCCUCUCUGGAAACACUCUGAACGCCCACAAGGAUUUUCUGAUGAGGCUUCAUGAUCGAAUACCAGGACUGACAGAGGUGCACACUGAGGAUAAAAGUGACGUUAUUCUGGUUUUCUGCCCCAUCGUUUCACGAGCUGGAACUGACAUCAGUGCAGCGAUGGGACGCCUCACUAGUUUAUCUGUCACCAAGCCUGCAGUUCUAGUUGUGCUUUAUCACACAUUCGAUCCCGAGUUUGUUUUAACAGAUAACAGCAACUGGUUGACCAGAGGAAACAUGAUUUGUGUUAACUGUCUGUUUUAUGAACAAAAUGGAUUACUGUCAUGCUUUCGAAAUGAAGUUGCACUGAACACUGUUGCAAACUUCCUUUAUCCUGAGGGAUUGACACUACCAACACCCAAACUACCAACACCCAAAUCACCAACACCCAAACCACCAACACCCAAACUGGAUGUUGAUGUGCCAGAAGGUGAAAUGGAUGUUGAUACACCAGAAAGUAAAUCGAAAUGGUUAUCGUGGCUUCCAUCAAAUCCAUGUAUGUUACCCAAAUCAAAGACAAAAAUAAAGUUUUUCACGUGUGUUACUGGAAAACCGCUGAAAGUCCACAAUGAGUUUGUACAAGAUCUCCAGAAACAAAUAUCAGACCUGCAGGAGGUGAAAACAGUGGACGAGUGUGAUUUCAUUCUGGGUUUCUGCACCGUUGUUUCAACGGCUGAAAUUGACAUCAAAGCAGCCCUGAAACAGCUCAUGGUAGUAUCAGACUCCAAACCUGCAGUUCUUGUAGUGCUUCAUCACACCUUUGAUCCAGAAUGCAACAUACAAGAUGGCAAAAGAUAUGUGGACAGAGUAUAUACGAUCACCGCUGGUUUUCUGUUCUAUGAGGAUCAAGGAUUACUGAAGUGCAAAAAGAAUCUUGAGGCUUUCAGCAAAAUUUCACAGUGGAUUGAGUCUCAGAAUGCUAAGAAAAGAAAAAAAAUCAACUAAUUAUUCAUUGUAGCCCCUUGAUCUUUUUAGGCCCCGUUGACGUCUUUUACAAAGGAUUUUUUGUUGGGUUUAUUUUUGUUUUUGUUAUGUUUAAUUGCUUGUAUACCCAGGUUAGUGUGGGUGUGGCUGAAAAACUCGGACUCAGUAAUUACUUUUAACAAUAUAGUGUAAAAUUGUGCAUACUGUAGUAUCAUAGUGUUAUCACAAACCCAUCACUGGCUAUAAAUGUGUAAAGAAAAUGUGUGUGUGAAAUCUUUCUGUUUAUGAUGACGAUUAAAUGUGAUUUUUUAUGACAAGGGUAGGAAAACAUUUUAAAUAUUAAAAGACUAGCAAUUAUAUGAUGGUGAGGUCUCGGUCUGCUUGCAUGUUGUUUCAAUGUGAUUAUAUACUGCAUGUGAAAUAUAAGAGAAAUAAAACAGUCAUGUGUAGGACUGAGACAGUUAAAACACAGUAUAUCUUAUCCAUAUCAAGCUGUAUUAACAUUUAUAUAUACUAAAUAAUUUUCCAAUGUCUUUAUUCUGCUGUAAUGAAUGCUUGGUUAAUGUAUGUGUACGACUUGAGGGGUAGUGAUUAAAACAUUUAAUAUAAA
Messenger RNA from Trichomycterus rosablanca, 3474 nucleotides. RefSeq lists its product as uncharacterized. The record is from RefSeq and is a predicted model, not a curated record. NCBI's taxonomy places the organism in Eukaryota, Metazoa, Chordata, Actinopteri, Siluriformes, Trichomycteridae. The transcript has 22 exons. The coding region runs from base 174 to 2885 and encodes 903 amino acids.